GCUUUCCCUGUGGAUUUGGCUUGAGGAACUGGCCUGUGACAAGACCACCACCUUCGGAUCUGUGAGAUGACGGUUAGGCUCUGGAGUUCAUGUAUCAAUAAGGAGACUUGGGUGCAGGAGAGAAAUGUCUUAGACUUCUGUUGCUGCUGUCAUCUGGCUGUAAACACAGUUAUUUCAAGGGGGAAGAUUGUUGCAACUGCGAUGGAUUUUCUGGUAUUAGAUUUAGCAGGUCUAAUUAAGACCCACUAAAUCGAACUCAGUGUGAACUCUCCUUGGCGGCCUGUAUUCCUACACUCGUGCGGAGUAAGAGAUUCAUUUGCUCCCAUUGACCUCCCACCAUGGUGAUGGUGAAGAAACUUGAAUCAAGCAUUUUGCAUGUGUUGGAGAAGGAAGCAAUACUGAUCAGUUUCAUGUCUUUAAGUGGUCUGUUUCCAGUUAGUUUCAUUAUCUGGCUUUUGUACAGCAUCUUGCAAAAUACACUGGGCUGAAUUUGAAUAUGGAAUUCAAUCCAUCGGAUCACCCACGGGCCAGCACAAUAUUCCUCAGUAAAUCUCAAACAGAUGUGAGAGAAAAACGCAAGAGUCUCUAUAUAAACCACCAUCCUCCUGGGCAACUGAGAAGGAAAUACAGUUCCUGCUCCACUAUUUUCCUGGAUGACAGCACAGUCAGUCAACCAAACCUCAAGUAUACAAUUAAAUGUGUAGCUCUUGCAAUAUAUUACCACAUCAAAAACAGGGACGCAGACGGAAGGAUGCUCUUAGAUAUUUUUGAUGAAAACCUUCACCCCCUUUCGAAAUCCGAAGUGCCACCAGACUAUGACAAACAUGACCCAGAGCAGAAACAGAUUUACCGUUUUGUUCGGACGUUAUUCAGUGCUGCUCAACUGACUGCUGAAUGUGCCAUUGUCACCCUGGUAUACCUUGAAAGACUGUUAACUUAUGCAGAGAUAGAUAUUUGUCCAGCAAACUGGAAGCGAAUUGUAUUGGGUGCAAUUCUACUGGCAUCCAAAGUUUGGGACGACCAGGCAGUGUGGAAUGUGGAUUAUUGCCAGAUCCUGAAAGAUAUCACAGUUGAGGACAUGAAUGAACUGGAGCGCCAGUUUCUUGAGUUGUUGCAGUUCAACAUUAAUGUUCCCUCCAGUGUUUAUGCCAAGUAUUAUUUUGACUUGCGUUCCCUGGCAGAAGCGAACAACCUGAGCUUUCCUUUGGAGCCUCUCAGCAGGGAAAGGGCAUAUAAACUUGAGGCCAUCUCCCGCUUGUGUGAAGACAAGUAUAAAGACUUCAGGAAAUCUGCAAAGAAACGGUCAGUUAGUGCUGACAAUCUGACUCUGAUUAGAUGGUCUCCUGCCAUCAUCUCCUAACAGUGAAGUCUGGAGUAUUUCAACGGAAGGACUGUUUCAUUCAUCCAGUUUUUUGGAGGUGUGAUGGGGAGAAAACAAGACUUUGGGUUUUUACAUUUAGAUCUGUUAAUCUGCCUUUACAGUGCCUCCCCCUUGCGUAGCACAUACAAAUAAAAAAUUGAAUGGAAGGAGAAAUCAGUACAGUAUACAGGAGAGGAGAUUGGAAGCAACAUUUUUUUGUCACUUUCUUCACAGCUUUACCCUUUUUUUGGAAGAAACAGCUAAUCAUAUGCUUGAAAGAGAAAAGAAAUGGAGUAGAGGCAGAAACUGAUUAGAGAAUGUGCCAUUUUUUAAAAUAUGCUGUACUCGUCAACAGAAAAGAUGGCAUGAAACCAAACCACAAAUAAGUUUGGCCAUGCCACUAUAUGAAUGGAGUUGAAUUAUUUCAUCUUAAAUUAUUCUCCUUAGUAUCUUCUAUCAAUAUAUAUAUAUAUUUUUUGCAUUCCUCCUUGCUACUGCUUUGGGUUAUUUCUCCCAAUCUUCUGCAGAGCAGGAAAUACAAAGUCUGUAUCUACAGUAGCACAAGCCUCUGAAUAAGUAGUUUUGGUGUUUUUAUUCAUUGCACUUUUCUCCAUAAGUUGACUUAUUUGCAUUAUUUUUCAUAAUCAUUAUGCCUAUGUUAUGUUUUAUAUGCCUUUUAUUGUACUUAAAAAUAACUUGACCAUAGUGCUGAACCAAAAGUGUAUAUGGAGAUCAGAUGAUCACUCGUAACUUCAUUAUGUAUUUUAUUUAUAGUAUACGUAGGUGUGUGUGCCUACCUGAGUUCUUGGAAUCAUUUAUAUUUCCUUAAUAUAAACAUAAGAUUGUUGAAGUAUUCAAUGAUGAUGAGACUUGGGCUAAAUUGUUGAAAUUUCCAUGAGUCCUUUUUGCAGAUUUUCAUAACAUUAGACGGUUAGCAAAAUUCAUUAUAUGAAAAAGGGUUUUUUUUUGUAUGGCCCAACUAGUUCAUUCUUUCACCUCCAGGCCCAUGUUUGCAAGCAAUAGCCUCAAUUUUUAUAUGUUUACUUUAACUCAAAGUUAGUUUGUAUAAAAUAAAAAAACUUUAAAAAAAAAUUGUUACAGUGAAAAGGUCCAUAGAAGAGCAGAAUGUUAAUCUUUCCCAUGGUAUUUCUCACAAGUAGAUUGAAUUUUAAAAAUAUAUAAUAAAAACCCUUGCAUUUUUCAGUGUGGGUGCUUAUAGAAAUUUAAACAAAAUUCAAACUGUGAAGACCCAUUUUCUCCUAUGUUGAUCAUUGUAUUUUUCUGUUGUUGGGUCCCCUUUCAUGCCUAUUGCCUCCUGAGCUACACAAAAACCUUUUUAUAUCAAAUAAUGUAUCUAUGUAAAAACACUUGUUUGCUCUCUAAUGCUUGUGGAUAUCCUUUAUGAAGAUUUUUUGCACAUUUUAGAAAGAUACAGUUGAAAAAUCUGCAUCCCCUGAAUUAUUUUUUUGCAAGUAUCCUUGAAGUAAAUAUCAGCAGACUUCCUGUAUUUUACUUGCUUUAUGCACUACUUCAGUAAAUGAUAGAGUCCAUAUUAGUUUUAUUAAGCCCUAAGGGCUUAUACAAGACAUACAAGUUCAUAGACACAUGAUUCAUUCCCUGGGCAGUGCUGAUCAGAUGCCUUGACAGUGGAGAGGCAUUGAAAGAAUCGAAGUACUAAUACCAAACAGAGUUUUCUAUUAAUAUUCUUGUGAUAUGGCAUAGUAUGAUAUAUGAAAGUUUUGCCCGUAACUUCUCUUGAUGUCUUUCAGGGCACUAAAAGUAAUUUAAUUCUGAUCCUUUAUCAGUGUGCCAAUGGUUUAGAACUGCGAGUAGCCAGAUCCAUUUCUUUUUCUUGAACGUCUAAUGUAAAGAUCACUCUUUAUAAAUAACAAUAAUAAAAAAAUAGAGCAUUUGAAACUCAAUUCAAAAUAUUGCUAAGAGGACAUUUUCCUAGCAUUUGGACUUGGAGAUCCCUGCCAAGUGUAAGUUUAGGUUUUACAGAUAUGUAAAAUGUUUUGUUUUAUCAAGAAUUUGAAAAACAAUUUUCUGUUAUCUUUAUAGCAGGAAUAUUAAUAUUCAUAUUUCUAGUGAUAGAGAUUAAUUCUGAACUAUGUAAAAAUCUCAGUGCAUCUGCUAUAAUUUUUGUGGAGUUUAUUAAACUACUUUAAAGAUUGUAUAGUCUAUUUAUUGUAUGUAUGUACAUACAUUCUGAUAAAAAAAAAAGUGGAUUCUGUAAAACCUGGCUCAGUCAUGUUUAAACUAUUGAAUAUUGUUUUAGCCUUGUGCACUGGACUCUACCUCUGUAUAGGAAAAUUUUCCAUAUCCUUAAUUAGUACUGAUUCUGUGGUUAACUUGGUUGUUUCUUGCACUAAGAAUUAAAAAGAAAAUCUGCUCUGUG
Messenger RNA from Pelodiscus sinensis (Chinese soft-shelled turtle), 3758 nucleotides. The record is from RefSeq and is a predicted model, not a curated record. NCBI's taxonomy places the organism in Eukaryota, Metazoa, Chordata, Testudines, Trionychidae.